Molecule: messenger RNA, 1113 nt
Organism: Porites evermanni
Lineage: Eukaryota; Metazoa; Cnidaria; Anthozoa; Scleractinia; Poritidae
Source: the annotation of a GenBank genome assembly
AUAGCGAUCAACGAGGGACGAAUAGUUCUCUGGGUGAACGAGAAAGGAAAAGAAAUAAAAACUAGAAGAACUGAGAUCGAUAUCUCGGUCACAACCUAUUUUCAGUCUCUAUUGGAGACUGCACAUGAGGAAAUAGGUGUAAGAGCUGAUGUCAACUGUGAAGAUUGCGUAUUAAGAAACCCAAGUGUUAAAAAGUUAUCAGAAAAAAGAUCCAAUAAGCCAACGUCUCAUUCCUCAUAUUUUGAGACAAACUCGUUACAAACAUUUUACAAUGUUGUCAUAGACCCUAUAAGAGACUUCCUCCAGGGCGAUGAGGUUGUGAUUGUUCCACAAGGACCUCUGUGUUUGGCGCCUUAUGCUGCUUUCAUGGACUUGAAGUCAAAGUACCUCUUCGAAACUUUUAGAAUUCGUCUGCUUCCCUCACUUUCUAGUCUUCGAUUAAUCCAAAAUUGUCCCUCAGAUUGGCACAGGAAGACAGGCGCCCUUCUAGUCGGUGAUCCUUGGGUACAGCAAAUACGUUAUCAGAAGAAACUAGAGCAGUUAAUUUGGGCCGAAAAAGAAGUUCGGAUGAUCGGGAAAUUGCUUCAAACUCUCCCUCUUAUCGGAAAGCAGGCAACAAAAGAUGAAGUUUUAAGGCGUAUCUCCUCGGUUGCUUUGGUGCACAUUGCUGCUCACGGUGAUAGGGAAACAGGGGAAAUUGCCUUAACCCCAAACACAACACGUUCAUCCCAGAUUCCAGGCGAGGAGGAUUAUCUCUUAACUAUGAAAGAUGUUUUAAAGGCGCAGAUUAGGGCAAGACUUGUUGUACUUAGUUGUUGUCAUAGUGCUCGGGGAGAAGUCAAACCUGAGGGUGUGGUCGGCAUCGCACGGGCAUUUUUGGGUGCUGGUGCUCGUUCUGUUCUGGUGUCCCUUUGGGCGAUUGACGACGAGGCUACGAUGGAGUUCAUGGAAUUUUUCUACCGACAACUAGUCGAUGGAAGAAGUGCCAGUGAGGCUCUAAAUAAAGCCAUGAAAUCUAUGAGAGAAUCUGACCGCUUUAGUGCAGUGAAGUACUGGGCACCGUUUGUUCUCAUUGGUGACGACGUGACGCUUGAGUUUGAGGGCAUCAAAUAA